AUGCCGAUCCAUCAAGCUUUAUUUGUCGCCUCAUUUGUGAUGGCCAUCUUCACCUACCCAUUGUGCUUUGUUUCAAAGCACUCAUUUUCAAUAAUCUCUGAUAUUAUUCUCAUAAUUUAUUAUACCAUAUAUUCAUUGGCUCAUAGAAUUCCAAAAGAACGACUUCGCUGGUUUUUGGUGAUCGAGUUUCUAAUUUUCGCAUUGCUCUCAUUCAUGGUGACAACAGUUUUGAUCAAUCAGAAAGGAGCAAGGAUUGAAUAUAAUGAUAAGAUCAUACUUUUCAUCAACUAUACAGGUUUGAUACUCCACAUAUUUGCGUUUAGCUCUCAAAUUAUCAAGGAUGACAGGAAGAUCGAUGAUUGUCCUGGAACACCAGUUCCCAUUUCCAUGUCCCAAAUUUUUAACAUCUCUUAA
Molecule: messenger RNA, 414 nt
Organism: Caenorhabditis remanei
Lineage: Eukaryota; Metazoa; Nematoda; Chromadorea; Rhabditida; Rhabditidae
Exons: 3
Coding region: 1-414 (137 amino acids)
Source: RefSeq, a predicted model, not a curated record